AUGCCGAUUAGUUUAAAAAGUGGCGCUACAGUUUUCAUAUCAGUACGCAGAGGUUUGGAGUCACACUUACUUAAGGAAAUCAAACGUAAUAUAUUUUUGAAUAAGAUUAACAGAAUACAUCAUAAGAGAACCCCUAUUGAAACCGUCGAUGAUCAGGACUUAAGAAUCUUAUCUAAAGAUCAAGAUUUCGAAUUUAAUACUGAGAUACUAAAUAAACAUGCACUUAAAGAAAAAGGAAGAUGGAUAUGCAAAUUUAACAACGAAAAGGCACAGGAAUCUUCCGAAAGUAGACAUUCUGUUACUACGAAGGAUAGAAUAACUAAAUUCACCGAGCGUAAGAGCGACCUUUGCGAUAUAAAUGUACAAUCCGGUGGAUUAGAGAUUAAAUGUACCUUUGAGUGGUUGAUAAAGAGUAUAUUAUUUAUUAAGUCUGCUGAAAGCAUUUGGUUACGUAUAGGACACCCAUUUAGGUCGAAUAACGAGGAACAGCUAACGAGGUUUAUUUCAGAGCUACCGUGGAACCUACAUAUUUCAGCGGAUUCUUUGUCUAGUGUUCCAUUGCGCAUAAUUUCGCGCAACUCAACACUCUGGUCUAGUUAUGUUAUUUCUCGUUGUGUUAGAAGUGGUCUGAAUCUAUCCUUUGAAAGGUAUAAGGAUUUACCUUUUAGCGAGACUAAAGCCACUAGUUUGGACUCUAGUUGCAUUUCAAUAACAUUAAAUAGGAACACAUGCUACGUGGCAAUUCAAUGUUCCGGUAGAUUAUCUCCAAGAUUAUUUAACUUCAGUACAGAAUUAAUAAAUAAUUUGAAUUCUAAAAGCUUUGAGAACUUUAUACCGUAUUGGUCUCUAUCAAAACUAAAAACCCAACUACGUUCAGAAAAUGGAGACUUUAUAAGUUCGAACAGCACCAAAGUAUUAAACACACACAUAGAGAAUAAACGUGAGCGUUUUAUUGAGAGCCAAAAGCUUAUUUCAAAUGAUCACUGUGAUACUACUGAUUCUCUUUACGGAGCAUUUUUACAGAACAGUGAUAUUUAUAAAGCAUUUAAUUCAAAGAUACAUACCAUUUGGGACCCAUUUUGUGGUAAUGGCGUAUUAAUUUGCGAAAUAAUUUCAUUACUGUUGUCUUUGCCAAAUUUUAAUCAAGAAACUUUCCCAAAUCUGAGGACGUUAGAACACAUACACGAUUACAAGUCAUUAAUUACAAAUUAUAUUGAUAUCAAUUCCAAGUUUAAAGUUGGAAUCAACAUCGUUGGAUCAGAUACAAGUCAUCUGAAACUUGUAGAGGCAAAUGACAAACUAACAAAGUUUUCUUAUUUUUAUUCCCGACAACUCAAGAGUGUAAUACAAUCUUGUAGGCCAUCUCCAUUUUUAGAAAUGCAAUCUUUAUAUGGCUCAUAUCACAAAAUUCCGUUCGUAACAUUGCAUCAUUCGUCUAUUGAGGACAUAUCAUCACAUAUGAGAAAUACAGUAAUUCUUACAAAAGUACCAUAUACUAAUCUAAAAGGUUCCAACCGUCUUUCUGCGGUUAGAUUAUACAAAAAAUUUGGACAAAUUGUUGGAUCUAGAUCCGAUUGGGUUGGUGUUUAUGCUAUAUCCCGAAGUCACAGUUUUGAAUAUUAUACUGGCCUCGAAUGGAAUACAUUAGCCAAAUGUACAAAUUCUAAAGGUGAUAUAAUCAAAUUGUUGAAGUGGAGUGGUAAAACUAGGUGGUUUAAAACACCUGAAGAGAAAAUUAACCAAUUGAAUAAAUUUGAUUUUUAG
Molecule: messenger RNA, 1764 nt
Organism: Theileria equi strain WA
Lineage: Eukaryota; Apicomplexa; Aconoidasida; Piroplasmida; Theileriidae
Exons: 2
Coding region: 1-1764 (587 amino acids)
Source: RefSeq, a predicted model, not a curated record